This is a messenger RNA of Bacidia gigantensis, 993 nucleotides long. RefSeq lists its product as uncharacterized. Bases 1 to 993 code for a protein of 330 amino acids. The record is from RefSeq and is a predicted model, not a curated record. The transcript has a single exon. NCBI's taxonomy places the organism in Eukaryota, Fungi, Ascomycota, Lecanoromycetes, Lecanorales, Ramalinaceae.
AUGGAGAUCGGAAACUCAUCAGCCUAUCGAAGGAGCUCCUUCCUUGGCCUUCCACUUGAAAUGCGCCAUUGCAUAUACCUUUAUCACCUCAGGACCGUGCUCUCAUUAAGCUCAGAGGCCUUGUAUUUCAGCCAAGAUAGUCGUGAGCUCAGACCAAAACUUACCCCACUCAUUCACGUGAAUACACAAAUUCGUGAUGAAGUCCUCGAGAUGUUGAAAGCAGAUGGCUUGAUCGAGCUUUACAUCACACCCCGCGGAACACGGUUCAGUGGUGUGACGCUGACUACCUUGGUCGCAAACAAUCUGAAGAUUGAAUUCAGCAUGAUCACUACACUUAGGGUAGUCAUAUGGCCUCCUCAUCCCGAUCGACCAGCAGAUAUCGUCGGCAUAUGGAGAGAACUUCGCCAAUUGCGCUCGAAGCUUGUCCAAAGGCCUCCUCUACUGAAAAUUCUCUUCUACUUUCAGAAUAACAAGAUUGCCUCAUGGACGUCAAAUGGCAAAGUACCACGGCUUCUGAAAUCGUUCGAAGACAAUGAUAUCGUAUCAAUUAUGGAGUUGUUGUCCGCUAUUCGAGCCGAUCGACCUAUAUUCAGAAUUUCUUCUCCGUCUACGAUUGAUGCAGAUGAUCGAGAGGAGUUGGAAUACGGCUUAUCGGAUGUAUGUCGUGUCAUGAUUGGUGAGACGCCGUACAGAGAAAUCUAUGAUGAGAAUGACGGUGCCUCGAUUCGGUAUAUGAACGGAUUCGAGGAGGAAUGCGAGCUCCGAUUAGAAAAAGUGCAAGCGGAUAUAUGUAGGGGAAAGUUGGAUAUGAUGACUGAGUAUGGCAAAAACAAAUUGACGUGGAGAGAAUGGAAAGAGUUUAAAGCUAAAUGGACACCAAACUUUGACAAAGUGGGAUAUAAAGGUCUCUGGACGAAAUAUGCAUUCCCUGAACCGACAGGCUGGAUUCCAUGGGAUUUGUAUUCUGCUGAAAUGCCUUUGGAAUAUGAAUGA